Molecule: messenger RNA, 830 nt
Organism: Hyphopichia burtonii NRRL Y-1933
Lineage: Eukaryota; Fungi; Ascomycota; Pichiomycetes; Serinales; Debaryomycetaceae
Product: increased recombination centers protein 22
Exons: 1
Coding region: 32-778 (248 amino acids)
Cellular component (GO): endoplasmic reticulum membrane; endoplasmic reticulum
Source: RefSeq, a predicted model, not a curated record
CUUGAAGAGAUAGUUUUUACUACAAUUGAAGAUGAAAUUCCAUUCAAUUGUUUCGUUUGCAGUCUCUGCACUUUUUGCAACCUCUGCUGUUUUAGCCGAAGAUGUUCAACAGGAACAAGCAAAUGCCGCUUCAAGACAAGAACCUGAAAACUCGGAAUCAAUUAAAUUUUUAAUUGAUUACGAUAUUAAAGAGUAUCCAGAAGUCUCUAACACCAAUGUUGCUGAGUUGAAGAAUGGUGAAGUGAUUACCUUACAAUAUAACGCAGUCAAUAAUGAAGAAGAAGACAUCACCGUUGUUGGUGUUGGUGGUACAUUCCGUAACCCUGCAAACAACAAGAUUGUUACUAAUUUGACUGCUGCCACCAUUGGCCCAAUUGUUAUCAAAUCAGGUGAAAGUGUUGCCUUUGACCAAAAAGUGAAUUUGGAAUUGGUUCCUGAUAAUUACAUGUUAACCCCUCAGGUAUUCAUUGCCUAUAAAGAAGAAUUAAAAUUAAUUCAAACCAGAGGCCAAUUAGCAAGUGUUAAUGAUGUACCAAUUUCAUUUUUCAACCCCCAAUUAUUAUUUUUGGAAUUAAUCAUUGGGUUGACCUUGGCUGGUUUUGGUUAUUUUGCUUGGCUGGUUUGGGGUCAAGUCUACUUUCAAGGAACUUCUCCAAUUAGAUCGAAGAAGAUAUCUGCUCCAAUUGCGGUAUCAACUGGAUCAAAGACCGUUAAUGAAGACUGGCUUCCCCCAAAUCAUUUGCAAAAUAAGAAAAAGAAGACCAGAAAAGCUUAUUAAAUUAGUUAUAAUAUAAAUAAUUUGUCUCUUUUUUUUUGAAAAAAAUUACGUC